AUGGCCGCCAUGAGGAAUGCCCUGGGCAAAGGUCAACAUCACAGCGUUACACAGACGUUCGGCUUGUACUCUCCGGCCUUGGCGCCGAUUCCUUUCUCUUCGGGCCUUUCGACGGGUGCGUUUCCCACGACCACCUUCGCUCAGAACUUCCUCGCGACGCCGCAUCCAGGCCUCCGCGCAGCGCCACCGACGGGCGUCCAGGCGGCACCCUCCUGGCUACGGCACUUGGACCGUUUGUUGGCUGAAGCAAUUGAGGAGGCGAUCACUUGGUUGCCGGUUGACUUCAAUGCAGAGGUCAUGAAUGCAGGAAUUCGAACCUAUGACAGGGAGAUCUGGGGCUGCAUCCACAGGGUCACACAGCUGCUGGUUAUCGCAGACGAGCCUGGAGAUCAGCCGUUGGUCGAGCCUUCCGCGAAGCAGGUCGUGAGAUUCCACGUGGUGGGUGGCCCUCGGAGAAUGACGAUCUUCUCUUCCUGGUGCAAGCUGAUGACAACGUCCCGAUCUCCAAUUGGCCAGCAGGAGUUGAGCGACCGAGACACCCGGUACGAAGUACCCGUCGGCGAAAUGCUCUACUCACGAUGGGGGGCCGCCGGCGGCAUCGUCGACCUCGUCCACCUCCGAGAUGGGCUCCACAUAGGGGCUCGGCGCUGGUGGCACAACUUGAAGCUGAGGGACAACCAGUACGACGGGGACUAG
Molecule: messenger RNA, 696 nt
Organism: Symbiodinium sp. CCMP2592
Lineage: Eukaryota; Dinophyceae; Suessiales; Symbiodiniaceae
Source: the annotation of a GenBank genome assembly